Manacus vitellinus (golden-collared manakin) is the source of this 2348-nucleotide messenger RNA. It is a transcript of the gene HHLA2, whose product is annotated as HERV-H LTR-associating 2. Gene Ontology annotation, biological process: cellular response to lipopolysaccharide; cell surface receptor signaling pathway; T cell costimulation. The transcript has 7 exons. Lineage: Eukaryota; Metazoa; Chordata; Aves; Passeriformes; Pipridae. The coding region runs from base 120 to 1205 and encodes 361 amino acids. The record is from RefSeq and is a predicted model, not a curated record. Gene Ontology annotation, cellular component: external side of plasma membrane.
CCUUGCUCCCUGUGCCAGUGUUCUGGCACUGUAAGGAAAUUGUCGGCCUCGCUGCUGCAGUGCUCUGGCUCUCUGGAUGCCCCAGCACAUUCCCAAGUGGCAUCACCACUGCUUUCGACAUGAGUCUACUACGAACCAGUGAAGACAUGAGGGGACAGAACAUACCAGCUCUUACCAUCUAUUUAUUUUACAUCAGUGCUACACUUUGGGGUUUUACAGAACAGGAAGAAGUUACAGGGCUGUUUUCUGAGGAUUGCAUCCUUCCUUGUUCUUUCCCACGGGGGCAUGAUGUUGUAAUUCACUGGAGUAAAGGAGGAAAAACUGUGCACUCCUACUACCACCAGAAGGAUCAGCUGGCAGAUAGCUCAGAAUACAUUAACAGAACACAGCUUUUCCAUGAGAACAUCACUAGUGGAAAUGCUUCCUUGAAAAUUUGUAACCUGACCGUGACUGAUGAGGGCACUUAUGGAUGUUAUGUGGGAACAAAAGAAACUCAUACGAACCAGAACGUCACACUACGUGUAAAAGUCUCCUCUUAUUAUGCACUGGAAUACCAAAAGACAGACACAGAAAGGAAACUGAAGUGUUAUGCCUUUCUCACUUAUCCAGCACCAAAUAUAUCUUGGGUACAAGGCAAUGUAUCCAUCCAAGAAAUAGAUCGUGAGGAAACCAGGGAUGGAGUCCUCUAUUCUCUUAGAAGUGACCAGAACAUUAUAAACACAAGAGCAGAUCCUUACUACUGUCAUAUUCAUGCCCAUCGUUUAAACUGGAUUGCUGAAUGGAAGAUGCAAGACCAACUGUCUCAUACAGAAGGAAGUGACACCGUAAUUCCUUGUGAAUACAGCAAUAACUCUGCGAACACUGAAGGUGUCUAUGUUGUUUGGAAAUUAAACAGAAAUUCAGUGACUUCAGUCGUGGCCUCCUUCAAUGGUACAUCCCACUCUUACCAGCCUCGAGCUCAGAUAAACAGAAGUGACUUUUCACUGAUCCUGCAUCAUCUUACUGCAGCUGACAGUGGAGAAUAUCUGUGUAAUAUUUCAACACCUCACUACACAAAAGUCAUUGUGACAACUUUGCAAGUUGGUAACACCUGGAAUACUGUGCUAGCUCCUACUGUGGUAGGAGCAGUGUUCCUAGUUGCAGUGGGACUGGUAGCAGCAUACUGUCUUCGUAGUAAGAAAUGCAGAAGGACAGGAAUCCUGUGAGCAUCAUAAGGUACGAGAAGAAAAUGCUUCUCUGCGCACAGGUGCAAUUGAAAUUGUUGAUGAACAGAGUUCCUUCACCUUCCCCUUUCAGUUACAGCAAGAGAGCCACAUGGAAAUGUGAUUCUCUGAGCAACAGCAACAAACAAAGGAAGUGAUAGGAGGAAAAAAAAAGUCAAUCGAUGCUUGUAUUCGAGAAGCUGGCAUGAGAGAUUGGAACUUGGAUUUCCCAAAGGAACAAAGAAUUUUCCACAGAAGAAGAAAUCUCUAAGUUUUGAGGGAUUUUUUUUUCAGUGUUAGGGAAAGAGAAGGCUUACUGUUUUUCAUUUCAUUUAGUAUUUGUCCUGGGUUACACAAAGACUCUGGUAUCCACCUUCUCUCUUUUCCCCAAAUACGCCUACUAAUUUAGAUUAUGGGGAGGGACUUAAGAUAAGGGGGUACUCUAUUAUCCUAGGAGAAGAAUGUAUCCACAGUUGUGAAAAGACUGGAAUGCUGAUGACUCAGACAAUCCAGGUGUGCACACCUGCCAUCUCAGGCUACAGGGCUGGAUGUUUCUUUGUCCUCUCACAAACCUGUGAUAACUUGGAGCUCGAGCUUGGGGAGGCAUCAGGACAAAUCACGCACAUGGCCUGAAGAUAUUCAUCUCUGCUGAUGGCCAUAAUGGAUCCGCCUGUGCUGACACAACAGGCAGCCUUAACAUCUUAAAAGAUGUCAAAGGUUCUCCUGUAAACCCACCAAGGCAAGUGCUGUGUGCUGACAGUGGUGGAGAGAACCAGUGGAUGGCUGGAGAUGCACCCUGCACCUCACUCCACUGCCCAGAACACUUUCUUGGGCCUUGAAAGUCAAAUCCUGUGGGGACAUGGCACCCCAGAAACAACAGCUACUUUAGCAAUCUGCAUAUGACAUACGUGAGGCUGUGAAGCAUUACUGGAUUUGCCCUUGGUUUUGAUUUUGUCAGAGAUCUGCCAAUUAGGAUUUGUUCCAGCAUAAUGAAGUGGGCUGCUGGCAAGAUGUAAUCUUUUAUUGAUCCCUGAGGCUUGGCAAAAUAGAAACACAAAUAAAUGAAUGAAAUACGCUGUAAAGUCUGUUUGGAUUUUCACUUGAUGUUUAUUUCUGUAAGUGCUUAUUUUUUUUCUACAUCUGCUU